AUGGCUGAAUUGGUCGACCAUUCACCAAACCACCCCACCACAGCUGGGCGUCUGGACAAUGCCUCGAAGGUGAUCCUGAUCGAUAACUACGACUCGUUUACCUGGAAUCUGUACCAGUAUCUUGUCCUGGAGGGCGCCACAGUCAAGGUCAUCAGGAAUGAUGCUGCCACUUUGGAGGAAUUGAUCGCAGAGAAGCCCACCCAGCUCGUUCUCAGCCCUGGUCCCGGUCAUCCCAAGACCGACUCGGGCAUCUGCAACGAGGCAAUCCAGCAUUUCGCAGGGAAGAUACCGGUGUUUGGAGUGUGUAUGGGCCAGCAGUGCAUCAUAUCCUCGUUUGGCGGAGAGGUAGACAUCGCCGGCGAGAUCCUACACGGCAAGACUUCGCCGUUGAAGCAUGAUUCCAAGGGCGUAUAUGCCUCGCUCCCGCCUUCGCUGAACAUCACACGCUACCAUUCGCUGGCUGGAACCCAUACCACGAUUCCGGACUGUCUUGAGAUCUCCUCCACGACCGACCUGGGAGACGCUGACCGGCCAGAGGUCAUCAUGGGCGUGAGACACAAGGAGUUCACCGUAGAGGGAGUCCAGUUCCACCCAGAGAGUAUCCUGACCGAGCAUGGGCGAGCCAUGUUCCGGAACUUCCUCUUGACUCGUGGUGGGACGUGGGAAGAGCACAAUGCCUCUGCACCCGUUGCUGGGUCUACGAACGGUCAAUCUACUGACACCAAGAAAGGGUCAAUCCUGGAAAAAAUCUACGCCCACCGUCAAGCAGCAGUCAAACUGCAGAAGACAAUUCCAUCUCAGACCCCCGAAGACCUCCAGGCUUCGUAUGACCUCGGCAUUUCUCCUCCACAGAUCUCGUUCCCAGACCGUCUAGCGAAGUCGCCGUUCCCUCUCUCGCUCAUGGCUGAAAUUAAGAGAGCUUCCCCUUCGAAGGGUAUCAUUGCGGCAUCCAUCUGCGCCCCUGCUCAGGCCAGAAAGUACGCCAUGGCUGGUGCUAGUGUUAUAUCCGUCCUUACUGAGCCUGAGUGGUUCAAGGGAAGCCUAGAUGACCUACGUGCAGUUCGACAGAGCUUGGAGGGUACCCCAAACCGCCCUGCAAUCCUACGGAAGGAAUUUGUCUUUGACGAGUACCAAAUCCUUGAAGCACGUCUUGCCGGUGCUGAUACAGUGCUUCUGAUUGUUAAGAUGCUCGAAGAGUCACUCCUCAAGCGGCUCUUCGAAUAUUCCCGAGGGCUUGGCAUGGAGCCCCUGGUAGAGGUAAACAACCCUGAGGAGAUGGCUAUUGCGGUGAAGUUGGGCUCCAAGGUCAUUGGCGUGAAUAACCGCAAUCUUUCGAGUUUCGAAGUCGAUCUGGAGACUACUAGUCGGCUAAUGGAUCAAGUCCCUGAGUCCACCAUUGUGUGUGCCCUUAGUGGCAUCUCUGGUCCCGAUGACGUUGCUCCAUAUCAGAAGAACGGGGUCAAGGCUGUCCUUGUAGGAGAAGCUCUAAUGCGCGCUCAAGACGUCAAUGAAUUUGUUUCUACUCUUUUCGGGACAAAACCUGGGCCUGCCACCCAAACGCCAGGUGCUCCCCUGGUAAAGAUAUGUGGAACACGAUCUGCCAACGCUGCCAAGGAGGCCAUUGAAGCUGGUGCUGACCUGAUUGGUAUCAUUUUGGCCGAAGGUCGAUCAAGAACUGUCUCCAACGAGACUGCCCUUGAAAUCUCCAAUACUGUCAAGUCAACCCCGCGCCCAUCGCCUUUGACAACACAAAGUACCAACGGAGACGCACUCCUUGCUUCCGACUAUUUCGAUCAUUCCACCGGCCUCCUCAGGCAUCCAGACCGUGCCCUCUUGGUCGGCGUUUUCCAAAACCAGCCCCUAUCCUACAUUAUAUCACAACAGCAGAAGUUAGGCCUCGAUGUAAUUCAACUUCACGGAUCCGAGCCUCUUGAAUGGUCAUCCCUUCUUCCUGUGCCAGUCAUCAAAAAAUUCUCGACCUCAGAUUCAGGGGUCUCCCGAAGGGGUCACCACACGCUUCCCCUCCUGGACUCGGGUGCUGGAGGUACCGGCGAGAAACUUGGCCAUGACCAAGUCAAAGCUGUUCUGCAGCAUGAUGCCGGACUACGCGUGAUCUUGGCGGGCGGGCUGGAUGAUAAGAAUGUCAUCGAGGCCGUUCAAGGUCUUGACGAAGAAGGCAAAAAGGUCGUGGGUGUGGAUGUCAGCAGUGGCGUUGAAACUGAUGGAGAGCAGGAUGUGGAAAAGAUCAAGGCUUUCAUCACUGCGGCUAAAAAUAUCAGAAACACUGCUUUGUGA
Molecule: messenger RNA, 2295 nt
Organism: Arthroderma uncinatum
Lineage: Eukaryota; Fungi; Ascomycota; Eurotiomycetes; Onygenales; Arthrodermataceae
Product: anthranilate synthase component 2
Exons: 1
Coding region: 1-2295 (764 amino acids)
Biological process (GO): L-tryptophan biosynthetic process
Cellular component (GO): cytosol
Molecular function (GO): anthranilate synthase activity; phosphoribosylanthranilate isomerase activity; indole-3-glycerol-phosphate synthase activity
Source: RefSeq, a predicted model, not a curated record